CGUCCCAAACUCGAUCGCACCGCACGCACGAGGGAUCACGAUCCAAGAAGAGGGCGCGAUCGCAGCCGCGCCGGAGUCCAAAGCGCGUCCUGUUGGAGGAGCAGCAGCCAUGGCGCACCACGCAUCGGCGACUACGGCGCAGAAGCGGAAGUGUCCCGACGGGGAGACGGCCGGCAUGUGCGCCGGCGGCUGCGGCUUCUUCGGCGCGGCCGCCACCGGCAACAUGUGCUCCAAGUGCUACAAGGAUCACCUUCUCGCCGCCUCGACCGCGCCUCCGGAGAAGAAGGCCAAGAUGGCCGUCUCCGUCGCGUCAGCCGAUGCUGCAGUCGAGGUCGAACCCUCCGUGGCGUCCGCGAAGCUGCCGGCGGUGAGGGCGAGCCGGUGCGCGGCGUGCCGCAAGAAGGUGGGGUUGCUGGGGUUCCUGUGCCGCUGCGAGGGCACCUUCUGCAGCGUCCACCGCUACUCGGACAAGCACGACUGCGGAUUCGACUACAAGACCGCCGGUCAGGAGCGAAUCGCCAAGCACAACCCGGUCGUGGUCGCGGACAAGAUGACCGGAAGGAUCUGAAGCCCACAAGACCGCCUGAAUCGACCAGACGACGAAACCAUUGAACAUGUGACGUUCGUUGUCGCCAAACCUGUAAUCAGUCUUGGAAAUGAAUUUGUAAGAUUAGUUGAUAGAUUGAGUUCUUGUAAAUUACAAGUCUGGGAAGUGAAUUUGUUCGA
Triticum urartu is the source of this 726-nucleotide messenger RNA. NCBI's taxonomy places the organism in Eukaryota, Viridiplantae, Streptophyta, Magnoliopsida, Poales, Poaceae. The record is from RefSeq and is a predicted model, not a curated record.